Molecule: messenger RNA, 1259 nt
Organism: Chrysoperla carnea
Lineage: Eukaryota; Metazoa; Arthropoda; Insecta; Neuroptera; Chrysopidae
Product: pro-resilin-like
Exons: 3
Coding region: 70-1119 (349 amino acids)
Cellular component (GO): extracellular matrix
Source: RefSeq, a predicted model, not a curated record
UCUCAUCUUCAUUUGAAUCAAUUUUAUUAUUUUAGUUUAGGUAUAGUUACUUAGAAGUGUGGUAGCACUAUGAAGAUUUUUAUACCAUUAUGUGCACUAUUGGCGUUAGCCACAUGUGAACCACCUGUACCAAACAAUCAAUAUUUACCACCGGGACAAUCAGGAUCAAUACCUUCAUCUUCAUAUGGAGUGCCAGGAAGAAAUAGUGGAUUAGGAUCAAAUUUUGGCGCACCAAGUCAAUCAUACGGUGUUCCAGGUGUAAAUAGUGGGGCUCCAAGUCAAUCAUAUGGUGUUCCCGGUGUUAACAGUGGUGCUCCAAGUCAAUCUUACGGUGCACCUGGUGCUAAUAGUGGUAUACCUAGCCAAUCUUACGGUGUUCCAGGUGCAAAUGGCGGGGCUCCAAGUGAAUCUUAUGGUGUUCCAGGAGUAAACAGUGGUGUGCCAAGUUCUUCUUAUGGUGUUCCAGGUGUAAAUAGUGGUGUUCCAAGUCAAUCCUAUGGUGUACCAUCAUCACGUGGAAAUGGACGAUUUGGUGGACGAUUGGGAAGCAAUGGUAAUGGAUUGGGUAAACGUCCAUCUUCAUCUUUAGGUGGUGCAAGGCGGCCAUCCACACAAUAUGGAGCUCCUGGAAAUGGAAUAACUGAUGCAGUUAUUCGUCCAAGCACAGAAUAUGGAGCACCUGGUUUUAACAGCCAACAACCAAACAAUGAGUAUCUUCCUCCGAGUUCAAAUGAUUUAGGGUUAGGAGGAAAUGGUGGUUAUGACUACAGUCGUGGUGGUAAUGGAAAUGGAUACGAUGAAGGUCCAUCAGAGCCAGCCAACUAUGAAUUUGAAUAUAUGGUAAAUGAUCCACCAUCAGGAAAUGAUUUUGGUCAUAAAGAAUCUCGUCAAGGGGACUUUACUCAAGGUCGAUACUAUGUAUUACUUCCUGACGGACGUACACAAAUUGUAGAGUAUGAAGCAGAUCAAGGAGGUUACAGACCCACCAUCCGUUAUGAAGGUGAAGCCAAUACCAAUGGUAAUGGAAAUGGUAAUGGAUAUGGUCGUGGACCAGCAGGACAAAAUGGUGGAUACAGUUCAAACGGUGGAUAUGCUUCAAAUGGAGGAUACAAUUACUGAUCAAUUGUAUUUGACAAAGCUACCUUGUGUUCCGAUGACUGUUAAAACACUCUCGUUUGUAGAGUGAUUAUUAACUUUGUUCAUCCUAUACUUUAAGACAAAAUUUGGUAACUUAUUUAAUGAUUAAUGUUAUCGUUGAA